AUGGCGCACAUGUUGGAUGCGCGCUUGAUGUCCCGCACGUCCCCCGCGGCGUCCAGUCUCACGACCGCCGUCGCGCGCACCGCCAGCCGCCGCAAGUCGUCGCUCAGCGGUCCGUCCACGCACGACAGCAGCGCCACGACCGCCGCCAGCUCACCGCGCGCGCGACGGCCGUCUGCAGCCGCGCGCGUCCCGCCCAGCAACAGCAGUAGCAACAGCAACAACAACAACAACAGCAACAGCAACAACAACAGCAAUAGCCAAAACAGCGGUCCGACUGCCGCAACGUCGACGUCAAAGUUCCGCUCCUUGUCGCGGGGCCGACGGGGCGGCAGUCGCAGUCGGUCGUCGCGGCGCGAGACGAGCAAAGCGCUGGCCACGCCCAACCUCAUCGACCUCAAGACCAUCACGGCCGAAGAAGUCGAGUGGGAGGGCUACCUCUACAAGCAGCGCAAGCUCGUGAAGAACUGGACGCCGCGCUACAUCACGCUGCAGAACCGCGUGCUGUCGAUCUACAAGUCCAAGAACCACGCGCUGGCCAAGGAGCAGCACCGCGGGCGCUGGGUCAUCAAGCAGAUCCUGAGCUCGCUCCCGUCGGCCGGCUUUGGCGGCUCGAAGCUCAAGCCCGAAGAGCUCGGCUUCAGCUUCCUCGCUACGAACGGCAACAUGAUCCACUUUAUCGCGGCGUCGGCCGUCGAGAAGGCCAUGUGGAUGCACAUGAUGCACCUGAGUCUGCACAACCCCAAGCCGAAAGACGAGGCGCUCGUGACGCAUACGCGGCCACGGGGCGACGGGACGCCCACGCUGCGCUCGGCCGACGACGUCGUGUCGCUCGAGUCGUCCAUCACGACGCGCCUCGCGGAGAAGUUCCUCGCGGACCUCGUGCUCUUGUUGGCGGCAGCGUCGCCCGAGAGUGUCAUUGAGCGCCUGCCGUCGUUCCUGCGGCAGCUGAGCAAAGACGUGGAGCUCCUGUUCGACCUCGAGACGUGCGAGACGACGCAGCCGUCGUGCGUGUUCAAGGGCAUUUACCACGGCCGCGAAGGCUUUGUCCACUUUGCAGCGCUCUAUGCGAGCAAGUACUUGCUCGUGGCGGACGCGGACGACCGCCCGGCGCACCGAGCGGACGACGACGACCACCACGCGUUCGCCCACGCGGGCCAUUGUCUGGUCAACACCGUGUCGGGCUCCACGACAGUCGGGAAGUUUGGGCUGCUGAUCACGUUCACGCCGGCACGGCGCAUUUCGCGCGUCGUGCUGUCGUUCCGUCAACGCAACGCGUCGAGAACGCGCGCUCGUCGAGUCACGACGAAUCCCAUGGUCAUUGCCGAGCACGCUGCGUGUUUCCACCAGUACUGUCUCACGAAGCGGUCGCUGGCGCUGUCGUUCUCGGACUUUGAUGUCGUGGGCGUGCUGGGUCAGGGCGGCUUUGGCACUGUCGUGCUGGUGCAGCGCCACUUGAACCCCGACGAGUACUUUGCCAUCAAGAUCAUUGACAAACAGUCUGGCGCCGAGAGCGCGCUCAAGGAACGGCGCAUCUUGUCGGGCGUACGGCACCCGUUUCUCACGUGCUUGCGCUUUGCGUUUCAGACGCAGACAAAGCUGUACCUCGGAAUGGAUUACUACAAGGGCGGCAACUUGUAUUUGCACAUGCAUUCGUCGAAGAUGGACCCGAACGUGUCCACGAGCAGCGGUCGGCGGUUCCCGGUCGAGCGCGCGCGUUUCUACGCUGCUGAACUCGCGAUUGCUCUUUCGUAUUUGCACGCGCACGGUAUUAUAUACCGCGAUCUGAAACCUGACAACAUCAUGCUUGACAAGACGGGAAACAUUCGUCUGGUGGACUUUGGGAUCUCCAAGCAGCUACGCCUCGAAGGAGAGCCGGGGAGCCACAAUUACUCACAGGCAGGGACGCUGGCUGGGUCGCCUGCGUACAUUGCUCCGGAGCAACUGCUUACCCAGAAGCCGCAGUAUGGCAUGGAAGCAGAUUGGUGGAGCUACGGUGUACUGCUGUAUGAAAUGCUGACCGGCGGCACUCCGUUUUUUGAUGCGAACAUCUCGCAAAUGUACAAGAAGAUCCAGACGGCGGACGUCAAGUACGAGAAGUACCCACCCAUCGACGAAGAUGCCAUUGAUUUGCUUCAGAAGUUGCUGGUUCGUGAUCCGUCAGAGCGCAUUAGUAUCAACGGGGUGCGCACACACCCGUUCUUUGCAACGAUCAAUUGGGAGCAGCUGGAGCUCAAGGAGGUGGAGCCACCUUUCAUCCCGCCGACGGAAGAGCUGAUGCAGAAUGUGCACGAGCACUUUCGCAACAUGAAUGUGACCGACACGAUUGGCGAGAAUCCCAAGGCUAUCAAUAGCCGAAAGGCAACGACGGUCACGAAUGCCAACGAUGGGUCGCACUUUGACGAGUUUAGUUUCGCUUAUGACAGAACUCGCGAAACAUUCGACGAUCUCUCCAUGGCGGACGAGGGAUGGUUGGUGCGACAGCUGCAAGAAGGCGCGGCAAUGCGCGGGCGACUGAAUGCUAGCGAUACCGACCCCGUUGCCGACGAGUUGGGCAGCGAAGACGAGAUUGUCCACCCGAUGCUGAACGGUCAGGAUAGCAGCGAGAGCGACGAACCGGACGUUGAAGCUACCACCAUUUAA
Molecule: messenger RNA, 2640 nt
Organism: Hyaloperonospora brassicae
Lineage: Eukaryota; Oomycota; Peronosporomycetes; Peronosporales; Peronosporaceae
Source: the annotation of a GenBank genome assembly